Molecule: messenger RNA, 10116 nt
Organism: Caretta caretta (loggerhead turtle)
Lineage: Eukaryota; Metazoa; Chordata; Testudines; Cheloniidae
Gene: DPP8
Product: dipeptidyl peptidase 8
Biological process (GO): proteolysis
Molecular function (GO): dipeptidyl-peptidase activity; serine-type peptidase activity
Source: RefSeq, a predicted model, not a curated record
UCCCCUCUGCAGGGCUACACAGACACACAGCGCUCCCCUUUUCCACAACAUAUGCGUCUCUUUACCUUGAGAAUGCUCCCCCUCCCACACACCCCCUCUGUCCCAUCCCCCCUCAGGGCUACACACAAUCCUUGUGCUCCCCACAUAUACAACCUUGCAAAUCUACACGCUCACAGAGCUCCUGUGUUCCUUCUCCAGCGGGGCUACACACCCAUGGCUGGGCUUCCUUGCCACCACCUCUGGACUCCCCCUGUGCUUCCUCCCCCUGCUACAUGUGUGCACGCAUCCCUGCUGUGCCUUCCCACCUGCCAGAUCCCACAACCCCCACACUUUGUCCCCCCCGACCUUGCAGGGCUCCAUACACCCCCCCCCACACACGUGCCCACCUGCUCCCCGCUGCUGGUCCCACACUAGCCCCCAUGCUCUCCCUCACUCUCUGCCUACGUAAAGUCUUUUGUAAUAACUUCUCCUCCCCCCUUUCCCUCUAAAGGGCUCUUCCCAUGAGGGCCUUAUCUGCUGGACUCUCAUACUCUUUAUAGUGCCAAGUGACUUAUCUGCAGGAAUGGUCUCCCUGCCCAUGCGCACCUGUGCCCCACCCGGAGGAUGUUUCGCUUCUCUCUCUCUCUCACACACACACUCUCUCUCUUUGUGCCCCACAUGCAUGCACCCACUUCUUCUCUCCCCUGACUUACCACUCACAUGCAGGACCCUUCCCCAGAUGGGUCAUGACAAUAGGGGCGUUCUGGCAGGGUAUGUUUGAACAGGGAGCUGCUAUGCAGACAGCACGGCCAGGUGGGGAAGGCAGAUGGGAAUACCCAGCUCAAAGUAUGAGAAUAAAAUGCAACAGGGCUUGGACAGAGCCUCCUAGCUGGGUCAGUACCCUCCAGAGAGACCAGUCAGGCCUGAGUGGUUUCUUUCCUCACCCCACUCACACUCCGGUUAACACUAGGGAUAUUUAAAGUAUGGGGGGGGGGGGGGGGAAUCUCAGGCCUUCCAUUUAGGUAUCUCAUAUUCUUCACAACCCCCAAAGCAGUUACCAUAGCCUUUCUCUACCCUCCACUUAAUAUACUGAGAGAUCAGGGUGGAGAGGGCAUUAAUUAAGAAUCAGCAAAGAAAUAUUAAUAACAAGUUCUUAUACAGCCCUUCUCAUCCAUAUGUCUCAAAGUGCUGUACAAAGGAGGUCAGUCUGAUUAAAUUUUACAGGUGGGGAAACUGAGGCACAAGGAGGGGAAAGAGGUGGACUUUGGCAAGUCAAACAGGUCAGCAUCAAAGUCAGGAAUAGAACCCAUAUCUUCUGCCUCCCAGCCCAGUGCUCUGUCUUCUAAGCAACACUGCCUCCCUUUCCAAAAGAGGAAGUGAUCCCUUUUGCCACCCUUUGCCAGGCAGCUUUCAGGGCCAGCCAUGCCUCAGACCCCUGACUCUUACAGCCUGAAAGCUGUUUGUUUUUGGCUGGUCAUACUCCAGCUUCCUCUCCUAUUGCAGCAUCCUUUCUUGACUUCUAAUUCGUUUGAAUGGCAUAGAAGUCGUAGCUGUAACAAGAAAAUAUGUCUUCCUAAUUGACUGUGUGGGCAGAUGUAUGGGUGUUCAGCAAGCUCUAAAACCUGACCUGCCUGACACUUGCACAGCUAAGCCACUCCAAAGGAUGUUAUUCAUAAGAUAUUGUUCUGUGGUGGUUAAUGCGGAGACACAGAUGUGGGCAUCUAAUCCCUCACUACCUCUCCAUCCUCUGUGUAGGCUGCAGUUAUGCCAUUAAGCGGGCUUAAGAGAGUGUUAUUUUGAUGUCCUAAAUAUAUUUGGGAGGGGAGUGAAGAGGGUGGGGAGGGGCGUCCACGAGUGUCAACUGAGUGAAAGGGGCUGAUGACAUUUGUAAUUCAAAUUCAGCUGUGAGUGGGCAGACCCCUGCACCUAUGUAAAAUCCCGUUGACUUCAGCUUUUUAUGUGGGUAGACAUUUUUCAUGCUUAUCUGCCUGUUAAAAGCUGCUGCUGCUUUUUAUGUGUAUGUUGAAAACCAGAAUUUUGGAAACCUACCCAGGUAGGUGGGUAGAAAUAACCAGGAAUAAUUUUGCUGGACUCUGCAAAAUGUACAAGAGGCUUCUGAUGCAAGUGUGAGGUCUGACCUCUGAAGUCAGAGGUAGGCAAACUACGGCCCGUGGGAUGGUUCUGCCCGGCCCUUGAGCUCCCGGUCAGGAAAGCUAGCCCCCGGCCCCUCCCCUGCUGUCCCCCCUCAGCUCGCUGCACCACCAGUGCUCCGGCCCGCCUCUCCUGCUGUGGCUGCAAGCUCCUGCCGCUCUGAGAGGCAUGUGUCUAUGUAAAGUGCUGGACUGACACUCCUGUACGCUGGAGCCCUCUCUGUCCCUAGAAGAGAAACAUGCAACAUGGCAGCAGCCAUGGAAACUGAACAGCUGGGUCUUGAAAUCUUUGGAACGUCUGAAAGCGAGGAGCAUGCUGAGGCAGAGGAGCAGCCAACACUGGAACCCUUCUAUGUAGAAAGAUAUUCCUGGAGUCAGCUUAAAAAACUGCUCACAGACACUAGGAAAUACCAUGGCUACAUGGUGGCCAAGGCUCCUCAUGAUUUCACGUUUGUGAAGAAAAAUGACCCUGAAGGACCCCAUUCAGAUAGGAUCUACUAUCUGGCCAUGUCUGGCGAGAACAGGGAGAACACGCUUUUCUAUUCGGAAAUUCCCAAAACCAUAAACAAAGCUGAAGUCCUAAUGCUUUCCUGGAAACCCCUUUUGGAUCUCUUUCAGGCUUCCCUAGACUACGGGAUGUACUCCCGCGAAGAAGAAUUGCUGCGAGAGAGAAAGCGCAUUGGGACAGUUGGAAUUGCCUCUUAUGAUUAUCACAGAGAAAGCGGCACCUUUCUGUUUCAGGCUGGCAGUGGAAUUUACCACGUAAAAGACGGCGGCCCUCACGGAUUUACUCAACAGCCCUUAAAGCCCAAUUUAGUGGAGACCAGUUGUCCAAACAUACGGAUGGAUCCAAAACUGUGCCCAGCUGAUCCAAACUGGAUUGCAUUUAUCCAUAGCAAUGACAUCUGGAUUUCUAAUAUACUAACCAGAGAAGAAAGGAGGCUAACCUUUGUCCAUAACGAAUUGGCCAACCUAGAAGAGGAUCCCAGAUCUGCUGGGGUAGCUACUUUUGUGCUUCAGGAGGAAUUUGAUAGAUACACUGGCUACUGGUGGUGUCCGAAUGCUGAGCCAAUUGUCACUGGAGGCAAAAUUCUUAGGAUUCUUUAUGAAGAAAACGAUGAGUCAGAGGUGGAAAUUAUUCAUGUCACAUCCCCCAUGCUGGAGACCAGGAGGACGGAUUCCUUUAGAUAUCCCAAAACAGGUACAGCAAAUCCAAAGGUCACUUUCAAAAUGUCAGAAAUAACAGUUGAUGCUGAAGGAAGAAUUGUAGCUGUCAUGGAUAAAGAACUAGUGCAGCCAUUCGAGAUCCUGUUUGAAGGAAUAGAGUAUAUUGCAAGAGCUGGGUGGACUCCAGAAGGAAAAUAUGCCUGGUCCAUCUUGCUGGAUCGCUCCCAAACACGGCUACAGAUAGUGUUGAUCUCCCCUGCAUUAUUUAUCGCAGUAGAAGAUGAUGCUAUGGAAAGACAGAAGCUAAUAGACGCUGUGCCAGACUCUGUUACACCACUUACUAUUUAUGAAGAAACAACAGAUAUCUGGAUAAAUAUCCAUGAUAUCUUCCAUGUUUUCUCUCAAACCCGCCAAGACGAGAUAGAGUUUAUUUUCGCCUCUGAAUGUCAAACGGGGUUCCGGCACCUGUACAAAAUCAUCUCAGUUUUGAAGGAGAGCAGAUACAAGCGAUCAUGUGGAGGUCUCCCUGCUCCAAGUGACUUCAAAUGUCCCAUCAAAGAGGAAUUAGCAAUUACCAGUGGAGAAUGGGAAGUACUUGGUAGACAUGGUUCCAACAUCCACGUGGAUGAAGCAAAAAAACUGGUGUAUUUUGAAGGCACAAAGGAUUCCCCUUUAGAGCAUCACCUGUAUGUCGUUAGCUACAAGAAUCCUGGAGAGGUGAAGCGACUGACGGACCGUAGCUACUCUCACGCCUGCUCCAUGAGUCAGGACUGUGACAUGUUCAUCAGUAAAUUCAGUAACCAGAAGAACCCGCACUGUGUGUCACUGUACAGGCUGACUGGUUCUGAAGAUGAUGUUGCUCACAGAAAGAAGGAAUUCUGGGCCACGAUUCUAGAUUCGGCAGCUGCCUGCGUGCAGGAGGGGGAGUCUCAGUUCCGACUCAGACGCACAGAUCAUGCCUCCGACGCUCCUCACCCACAGUGCCUUAGCCAAGGUCCUCUUCCCGACUAUGUUCCCCCGGAAAUCUUCUCCUUUGAGAGUUCCUCAGGCUUUACACUGUAUGGCAUGAUGUACAAACCUCACCACCUACAACCUGGGAAGAAAUACCCCACAGUGCUCUUCAUAUAUGGAGGGCCGCAGGUGCAGCUGGUGAACAAUCGGUUUAAAGGAAUCAAGUAUUUUCGCUUGAACACGCUGGCCUCGCUGGGUUACGUAGUUGUUGUAAUUGACAACAGGGGAUCCUGCCACCGAGGGCUUAAGUUUGAAGGUGCCUUUAAAUACAAAAUGGGUCAAAUAGAAAUUGAUGACCAAGUGGAAGGGCUGCAGUAUUUAGCAUCCCAGUAUGACUUCAUUGAUUUAGACCGAGUUGGCAUUCAUGGCUGGUCCUAUGGAGGAUACCUGUCUCUGAUGGCAUUAAUGCAGAGGUCAGACCUCUUCAGGGUUGCCGUUGCCGGAGCCCCAGUCACGCUGUGGGUAUUCUAUGACACAGGCUACACAGAGCGUUACAUGGGACACCCUGAUCACAACGAGCAGGGAUAUUAUCUAGGAUCAGUGGCCGUGCAGGCGGAGAAGUUUCCUUCAGAACCACACCGUUUGUUGCUGUUGCAUGGUUUCUUGGAUGAGAAUGUUCACUUUGCACACACAAGUAUAUUGCUGAGUUUUUUAGUGAGGGCUGGAAAACCAUAUGAUUUACAGAUUUACCCUCAGGAGAGACACAGUAUAAGGGUCCCUGAGUCUGGAGAGCAUUAUGAACUCCAUCUGCUGCACUAUCUGCAAGAGAAUCUUGGCUCCCACAUUGCUGCACUGAAGGCAAUGUAAUUGUGACCUCUGUGGAACUCUGAUACACUGGCUGUUUAACCAAACGAGGAAAUGGAUCUGUAGAGAAAAUAGAACAGAAUAUUGCAUUUUGGUGCCUGCCACAUAUGCACGCGCGCACACACCCACACGCAGACAUUUUUUUUUUUAAGUAAACUAGGUGCCAUACAAGGAAACUACAGUACAAUGGCCUAAUAAUUUAAAAAUGGAAAUAAAAUCAAAUGUCUGUGGCACGCAGCAGUACCAUGCAAAUUCUUUGGGGAAGAAGCUGAAAAUUCGGUAACACAUUUCCACAACACCAUAUCUUCACCAUCUGAAAACAUUGAGCUGUGCGAGUCUAAUUGGUGUAUUUUUUUUUUUACAGUGUGUUUCUCAGUUUCUUACAACAAGGUAAUAUUGGAUGAUUCACUCACGUCAUGGCAAAAAUCUGGCUGGAUGGUUACAACUUUGAUACCAUUUUAAAAUGUAAUGUGUAAUAGUUUGUUUUGUGCAAGGGAUGUCCGGCUCAUUAGGAAUUAGUUGCAUAUUAGACACAUUAUAUAACCAGAUGUUGGGGAUAAUUAUUUUUAAAAAGAAACACUUUUAGCUGCCCCCUGAAGAAGUUUAUAAUUUGGUUUUAACUAAGAUCAGGCCAGUUUUUUCAGUGAGCUCAUCUCUGUGUAGUACAAAUCUUCUGCUUUUUUCUUUUGUAGUGUGAUAAAUAGCUUGUUCCUGAUUUCACACAGGGAGGUGAAAAAUGUAUUUUACAGUAACAUGGGCAGAAAAGUUAGCUUUGGGUAUGCUGAGAAGCAAACUAGUUUUAAGCCAAACAGCUGAAACUUUAUAUAUUUCUCAUAUUUUAACAAUACAGCCUAUUCUCAUGGACUUUCACCCAAUGUGCAUUUUGGGGCUGUUUUCAGAAUACUUUCCUAUCUCAGCAGGUCGGUGUAUAAAUAUUCCCCCACUAAGAUUUUAAAAUUCCAACAUCCAAGUACAAGUGUCCACUGGGGAGUUGGUAAGAUGGGGGCCUAUCAACACUACAUUGAAGCAAUGCAAAUUGUGUUUUAUUAAAUUUUUUUGUUGUCAUUAUUCUAGCAUUAUUCUCACAUCAGUGCUGAGAAAGUAUAUUGUCCUAGUCACCCUGCUCCUGUAUAUAUAGAUAGAUGCCAUCACCCCUUGAGUCAUCUCUAGCACUGCAGUGUAGCCUGGUCAUAUGCUGUCCGCCGAGAGAAACCCUUGUCCAUGUUGCGUAAGGUAAUGCUGCUGGAAGCUAGCACCCUGCAGUAUAAAAUCACAUUAAAGCACGAUUUUCUUUGCUAGUGUGGUUUUGGACAUGGCUGAAAAACGUGAAGUGUUUGAAAACACUUUUAAAUUUCAAAAUGUUGUUUAAACUAGAACUCCAUAGUCAAAUUAUUAGUUUUAAACCAGACACCUCUGCCUGUGGUUUCUGUGUUAACUUCCCAUAAUUUUUAGGUGCUUUCUUUUAAAAAGCCAAGAACUUUUUCCCCUUCUAUUUUGAUGCUACGGAGAGAGAAGCAGAGCAAGAUUCUCUUUUCAUCGUUUGAAAAUUGGAUGCCCUGUGGCUUGUGUUCCUACUUGAGAUACCCAAAUUUUGUCGCAGUGUGCUUUAAUAACUUUUUUAGGUGAAUGAAUGAUCAGCAGACCCUAGAAUUCUAACAUUUAAAGCAAUAGGCCCUGACCUUGAUAUUUGUGACACUGGUAUUAACUGGGAAUAACUCCACUGGGAUCACCUGGAUAUCAGAGCUGUGUAAGAGUCAGCAGAAUCAGGUCCACUGGCUUAUGCUAAAGGUAGUCAAAGCAAACACACUUCCUGUAAGCAUGUACCGUUUUUUUCCAGAUCUCUCUCAAUUAUUUUGAAUUGAACUGAUGGUAUUUUAAGUCCUGUAAUUUACACCAUCAGCAUAUGGAAAUAGGUUUAUGGGUUUUUAUUUUGGGGCACUGGGGGAAUGUAAGGAACCCAAUAUCUACACUGUCUUCGCUGUACCAACAAUAGCUAAUUAUUGUAACUGAAGUGAAUUCCAUUCAGAAAAAGCCGGCAUUUUCAGCCAUCCUAUGGCAUGUGCUGUAGUUAGUAUUUACAGACAAGCUGGUACAUUGAUAAGCUUGAAGAAUAACAAUGCGCCAGUUAGUAUAAAAACUAUAAAUUUGUUACUAUGGUAUUCCACCUGGUUCUUUAUGUAUUUAUGCUGUAGUAUAUAUACAUAUAUCUAUGGGUAUGUCUGCACAGCAAAAGAAAACACAGGGCAGCAAGUCUAACAGCCCAGGUGAACUGACUCAGGCUUGCACUGCAGGCUAAAAAUAGCAGUGCGGACAUUCAGGCUUUGGACUCAGACUUGCACCGCAGGUUCUUUUGUUACUGUGUAGACAUACCCUGUAUCUGUCCAUAGAUACCUAUAUGUAUAAAAUAACACACGGAUGGUAUCACGUUUUGCAAGGUUGUUUAUAUUUUGUUCAAUGUUAAAUUAACUGGUGUUUGGGAGUGUAUUUUUGUUCUUCCUCCAGAGAUUAUCUCUUGAAUAUAAAUGUAUAUGAUUCUGAAGUAAAAAUUGAUUCUUUUGUACAAAAUGGCCUCUAUGGAACAGUGCUUACAGCAAAGAAGGAAUUAAAUGGGAUUCUGGUAAUCAAGUCUAGAUUUUGGUUUAGCACUGAACAUGAUAAAAUUGCUUACAUGUAACUUUUUAAUAAUGCAUUCUCUCUUUAUUUUAAAUAUAUCAGAAAACUAUUAAAGUAGCAAGUAUGUACUCUAUUUAUUUUGCAACAUAAAUUAUGGUUUUCUUUGCUACAAAAAUAAUUUCCUUUACAGCUAUCAGGCACUUUAAAACUCCAUGUUUUCUUUCCUUGUGAAAAUGCUGGAAGGAUUUACUAUCAGUAUUUCAUAGUUCUGUACGAAGGAUGCUUGCCACAUGUAACGGUAAUGAAAGGCAUAUCCCAUAGGGGGUCUGAUCCAGCUCCCAUUGAAGUUAAUGACCAAACUCCUGUUGUUUUCAAAGGGGCACAAUCAAGUCCAUAGGGAAUGAGCACUGCCUUGUGAAAUACCAAAUGUGAGUCCAUCAGUAACUCUUAAAACUGGAGAUGCUGCUCACUAGAUAAGGAUAUUAUAUCCUGAUUGGUCUUGGUGGGACAAGCCACAUCUAAGAUCAGCAAUUCUGCAUCUGUUGCCAGCUGUAAGUUAGUCUUCCUAUGCUACAGUCCAGAGUCCACAGUCCAGAGUACUGUGUAUGAUGGUAGUGUUGCUGCAGCAUUUUGGAUCCUUGGAAUUGCCUAAAUCCAAGUCCAGAAAUCUCUGGAUUAGGGAGAUGGCACUUUCACCCAAGAAGAAUUGCCCAUGAUGUUUUACAUUUGGAUUUAUUUUAAAUUGUUUUUGUUUGUGGACUUACUUUAAAAAUGGCCAAGUGGUAAUGCUACUUUAAAUUUUAAGCAGGGCUAGUGAGCUCCCUAGGUAGAAAGUCCAAGAACAGAAUAUUCCAUGGAGGAGAGAUCACCACCUUGCCCCACAAAAUAAAUCCCUAGCUGGGGAUGUCUACACAGGGAUAAAAAAACCGCCCGGCUGGCCCAGGUCAGCUGACUCGGGCUCAUGGGGCUUGGGCUCCGUGGCUGAAAAAUUGCUGUGUAGAUGUCGAGCGUCCCAGCGUUUGAUCUCCAGCCUGAGCCCAAACGUCUACAGAGAUUUUUAGAACUGUGAGCCUGAGCCAAAUGAGCCCACUGUUUUUGUUUUUUAUCCCUGUUUAGACAUAUCUCUUGAGUUCAGCGGGGUUACUCUCAGCAAUAACCACUACACCUUGUGGUACAUGAUAGCAAGAUUGGGCCUGAAGUGUUGAGUGUAAAUCUCUUUUCUAUGGUAGCAGGUAUCUUUGCAUCUUACCACCCAAUCCUGUGACCACUAAAAUUCCACAUUUAACUUUUGCUGAAAAAUGAUAGAGCAUUUAUUAAAGGCUGGGUUUCGAAAACUGAGGGACUAGUGGUGUUGAAUAGGGAUGCCAGUGUACAUAUCUUUUGUCUGUUUUCAUUGUUUGGAAUUGUGUUUGGUUUGCCUCAGUGGGGACAGAUUCUAUGGUAUAAUGUUUUGAAGUGCUUUCCAUUACUUAAGCCAGGAAAUCUUCCUUUUAAUAAAGAAUAGGGGGAAGGCAGGGAACAUUUUAGAUUGGGGCAAGUAGUCUGCAUUUUUUUCCACAUUUCCAAGUAUAUAAUUUGUAUUAAUAUAUAUCUUACUCAUUACCUAGAAUUACUUCAUUUUUAUAAACUCAGUUUACUACCCAAUAUUAAUUAAUGAAACAAUUAAUUCUGAUCAGGAUGUGAAGCUUUGAAAAUAAAGUACCUUAAUUAUAGUAAAAUGGAAAACGUAUUCCCUGCUAAUAGGGGUAUUUGGGAUUAGUGUUAGCAAAGACUUUCCGGAUGGGCUUGACACGUUGAAGGUUUAACUCUUUAGAGCUGUGUAUGAGUGUUGUGUUGCAUUUAGCAAAGAAUCCAGCUGUGACAUUAACUGACAAAAUAGGGUCCUGAGACUUAACCUGUCAAAGUAAAAUAAUUGAUUGUGUUUCUUGCUGAUCUGUGUGUUCCCUGUGGAGAGCAAUAUGUUUUGCUGCUAGCAUGACACUGAAUAUUGAGAGGGCAAUAACAAGGUGGGGGAAAAUCAGACAGAUUAGAACACUGCCUUGAAUUGCCUAUUUACUUGAGUUACCAGACCCCUGUCAAUACAAGUACUGUAUCCUCCGGGGUGCUUUGGGCUGCCCUUAUGAAAGGACAGGUCUUUUUGUGGUUUUUACUUUGAUGUUCUGCACAGUAGAAGUUCAGGUGUUUAAUUUUAGAACAUGAAGUGCCUGCUGUUUAAGCGUUGACUUGUAUUAACAAAAUUGCAUGUCUCACGCCAGUAGGUUUAUGGGUUUCCCUCCAUUUCUAGUUACAUGGCUUUUAAUCAUGUAAAGUGGAAACAUUAGUUUUGCCGCGUUUUAUUACAAAUCCUUUUUGUUGCAAUAAAGAUGCUGCUAAAUAAAUUGAACUAAAUGUU